AUGGCCGCCAACAUUCUUCGUUCCUAUAACGCCGCCCUCAUCCGCAGGCCUAUGCUCACACAAUGUCUUACAGCCGGUGUACUGUUCGGUGCAGGAGAUUUGAUUGCUCAGCAAGCAGUGGAACGGAAGGGACGAGACCAUGAUUGGACGAGAACGGCGAGGCUCACGUUUUACGGAGGUGCCAUUUUUGGCCCAGCCAUGACAAAGUGGUAUCAGCUCCUGAACCAGCUAAAGUUUGCGAGUCCUACGCGAGCUUUGGCUUAUCGGGUUUUCCUUGAUCAAGCUGUUCUCACCCCGGUCGCCGUUGCGUUCUUUUAUGGAGCGAUGAGUUGUCUAGAGGGCAAGCCAGAGGAAGUGGUACCAAGGGUCCAAGCUGCCUACGUACCGACUCUGAUCCGUAAUUGGGGCGUAUACAUUCCGACUCAGAUUAUCAACUUUUCACUCGUCCCGCCGCAUCUGAGAUUGGUGGUAGUCAGUGUGGUUAGUUUGUUCUGGAAUACCUACCUCAGCGCGGCCAACGCAUCUGUUCAGAAGGAGUCAACUGUCACAGGCACCAGUAUUGAGAAGGUUGAGGUUUCUGAAUUUUAA
Molecule: messenger RNA, 588 nt
Organism: Psilocybe cubensis
Lineage: Eukaryota; Fungi; Basidiomycota; Agaricomycetes; Agaricales; Agrocybaceae
Exons: 7
Coding region: 1-588 (195 amino acids)
Cellular component (GO): cytoplasm; mitochondrion; membrane
Source: RefSeq, a predicted model, not a curated record